CGGUCGACAUCCGCUCUGCAAGGCAAACCGGAAGUGCGGCGCUUGAGGCGCCCGAAGCGAAAGGAGUCGGAGGUGUCGCUCGGCCUUCCUCGGAGGCUCCCUGGGCCGCUUGGCCAUGGCUGGUACCGCGCUCAAGCGACUCAUGGCGGAGUAUAAACAGCUGACUCUGAAUCCACCAGAAGGCAUAGUAGCUGGGCCUAUGAAUGAAGAAAAUUUCUUUGAGUGGGAAGCAUUAAUAAUGGGCCCAGAAGACACUUGCUUUGAAUAUGGUGUUUUUCCUGCUAUUCUGAGCUUUCCUCUUGAUUAUCCUUUAAGUCCUCCAAAGAUGAGGUUCACAUGUGAGAUGUUUCAUCCCAAUAUUUAUCCAGAUGGGAGAGUAUGUAUUUCUAUUCUUCAUGCUCCUGGGGAUGAUCCUAUGGGCUAUGAGAGCAGCGCAGAACGAUGGAGCCCUGUACAAAGUGUAGAGAAGAUCCUCUUAUCUGUUGUCAGCAUGCUGGCAGAACCAAAUGAUGAGAGUGGAGCCAAUGUGGAUGCCUCUAAGAUGUGGCGGGAAGACAGAGAACAAUUCAACAAAAUAGCCAAGCAGAUUGUCCAGAAGUCACUUGGGCUUUAAAAAGGAACGUGAACUCUAAAAUGUUUGACAAUCGAAGUAUUGAAUUUUUUUCAUACAGCUACACAAAUGUAAUACAUGGUGGUAUCAAAAGGCAAGCCUUGCAAAAUAAUGACUAGGUUUCUUUACCCUGUUCCCCUAUAUGCAUUCCCAUCUUUUUCUCUAUGGAAAAUAAAUGUUUCUCCAGCUAAGAUGUAUCUAUCUGGAAUACAACUGAAUUUAGUUUAGCAGAAGAAUUUCCUGGAGGAAACCAGGGAAAUUUACAUUAUGUGCAUCUUUUCACUUAUAGUAUAAAGGGGUUUUUUUUUUGCUCAGUUGCUGGUAGUGAGAUUGAGAAAAGCUAUCUAUUUUUAAGUGCUCAAAGGCGUAAAACUGUUUUUAAGCACAACAGGAAUCUGUUUGGAAAUUUGGAAAUUCAAAACUGCCCUGUAAGAAGACCUUUCUUCUCUAACUUAAAAGGAACUUGGUCAUCUCCUGAAUAUUGCAAAACAGCUUCACCUUGAAAUUUAAUAAAAACCUAAUUAAACUUUUGGAUAAGAUUGCUUUAUGAGCAAGAGAUUUACUCUUUGAAACAGGAGUAUACCAGUGGCGAUGUGGUCAAUGUAAUCAGUAUUUUUCCUCAAGAUCAUCCUUAAAUGAGUAACUCCUUAGGCAGCUGCUUAUGAAUAGCAUCAAGCACCUCAUGAAAUACGAAUUGAAUUUAUUACGCCCGCAUCAGGUUUGAUGUUAUCUGAAUAAUAUUCCUAUAAGUACUGACUUCCUCAAACAUGUCUCUCUGCCUGGAACAGAUGCUGGAAACAACAUGUCUACUGACUUUGCAAAAGAGCAAUCACUACCAGGUUAUUUUUCAGUUCCAAAUUGGCAGUACUUGUUCUAAAAUUAAAGGGUGUCUUGUCUUUUCUGUGAAAGAAAAUAAAGUGAACAAAAUCCAGCACGAAUACUUCUGAAUUAGUAGGAAGUGGUGGUUCUUAGUUUCUAUUGUAUUUCUUUCUGGAGCUCUGAAAUUGGUCUUGAUGAUAACUGUUUAAAAUACCAAUGUAUUAGUACCAUAGGAAUGAAAAAUACUGCUCUGUUCUUGUUAGUGAAGGAACUGAGCAUUAAAGAACCUUCCUUGUAUUUCAUUUCCAGGUUACAGAGCAGUUCACAACCAUCUUUUAUAACGCAAUAUGGCUACCCUUGGGAUGCCAAGUCUCAAGCUUACAGUACAAGAAAUAUAAUGGAUGGCUCUUGCAAAAAGUGUCAGUUGUUCUUAUAUUAUUUUCACUUGAAUCAGACUUUCUGAUUUAAAUAGAUAACAAUCAAGGAAUCGGUCAAUAAAAUAUGUUUUAUUAUGACAGUUCACAUGAUAUAUUUACACACUGAACAUCAUUUGGCAGCCUUUUUUUCCAAUUUAUACCAUGCAUAGAUCUGUAAGAUUAAGUGAGAGACAAUUGGAUAUUACUACAGUGGCAUGCCUUCCAGUGAACAUAGCUUGCAUGCCCUAACUGAUCCAGGGGGAAAACUGAAUCCAGGCAUAGAAGCAGGCUGUAUGCAGUUCUUACUCCGUGAGAGUGGUUUUCCGUGAGAGGAGUGCCACUGGAACAGUGUCAGCAUCACACUUAAGAUUAUUUCCUGUUUAGAAAGUUAUGGAGAAGAAAUGUAGCUUUGGAUAUGGCCUGGAAUGUUUGGAUUGAAGAAGUAUUAGUAUUUGUCCAGUAUGCCAUCCACAGCUGUUGCUGAUCUCUUCACACAGAACUUAUUUUAAAAGAUGGAGUAUAACUUGGAGAACAAAACAUGUCAGCAACAUUCUAAUGUAAGAGUGUAUUGCUUAAUGAUUAUUAAAAAUGAUAUGACAGCUAUCCUACCCUUAUACAGUGUUCCUGUAUUUAAAAAUAUGUUGUUUUAUAAUGGACACAGUCUGUUAAUGAAAAUAAAUGCAUAUUUUCCUUAAAAGUAUAA
Molecule: messenger RNA, 2548 nt
Organism: Anolis carolinensis (green anole)
Lineage: Eukaryota; Metazoa; Chordata; Lepidosauria; Squamata; Anolidae
Gene: ube2g2
Product: ubiquitin conjugating enzyme E2 G2
Exons: 6
Coding region: 116-613 (165 amino acids)
Cellular component (GO): cytosol; endoplasmic reticulum
Source: RefSeq, a predicted model, not a curated record